UGGAUGCGUUUAAAAACAUUCGUGUGUUGUUCUUAAAGAAAGGAGUUGAAAGGGCUCCCAUCCUCUCCGUGGUCGGAAUGGACGGUCGUGGCCAUGGGAUUCUAAAGGCUUUCCCUAAAGUCAAGAGAGCCAGGCCUAAUGACCAGAAGGACGCGCCUCCUUCCAAGAGGACUCCUGCUGAAUCCAUAACACUAACAGGUACAGUUUUCCAGGGAGUCACUAUAUACAUAGUUCCAGCUGGUAUAGGGAAAGCCAGGUGUGAUAUAUUCCAUCGGCAAAUUACUCAGAAUGGAGGACUGACAGUCUCCACAUUCACUCCCAGCUGCACACACGUUGUGGUGGAUGAUUCAGUUGAUUUUAAGAGAGCUCUGAGGCUUCUGAAAAUAGAUACACUGCCAUCUGCUGUUCAUCUGAUCAAGUGUACUUGGUUGAGUGCCUGCAUCAGUGAGAAGAGAUUACUAGACACUGAAGACUACAGCCUCCUUCCUCCUGAGAGUCCCACAGUUGCUGCUGCUGAGAAGUCAAAUGAAGCAACAAUCCAACCAGUUCCAGAAGUAGCAGCACAGGACCCUUUGCAAAUCCUUGACAAUCUGGAUCCUCAUGAAAAUCUCACAGAGACUAUACCACCAGAGACUCAGGAGGAGCACCACGAGGAAGACGGUGUAUCUCAAAAUGACCUGGAGGCCUUGAUCAGUGGCGUUCAUCCAUCGGAGAGCAACCAAGACCAGAAGCAGAGCUCAGCUGAGAAGCCGGUUUUGCCUGGGAAGUGGGUCUGUUCUCAGCCAUCCACAACGAAAGGGGAGAACCAUAACAAACACCUCACUGACAAACUGGAGCCGCUGGCCAAAGCCUAUACGCAUACGGGUGAUAAAUGGAGAGCUCUGGGAUAUUCUAAAGCGAUCAACGCCCUUAAGAGCUACCACAAGCCCAUCACCUCAUAUGAGGAGGCAUGUAAGAUUCCAGGCAUUGGUAAACGAAUGGCGGACAAGAUCAUGGAAAUCAUGGAAAGUGGGCACUUGCGUAAACUGGAUCACAUUGGGGAGGAAGUGCCUGUUCUUGAAAUGUUCACCAACAUCUGGGGUGCUGGAGCCAAAACUGCUCAGAUGUGGUAUCAACAGGGAUUUCGCACAUUGGAGGACAUUCGCACUAAGGCCGUUUUGAAUCACACUCUAAGGGUGGGACUAAAACACUAUGACGAUCUCCUCGAGCGGAUGCCGAGAAGUGAAGCAAAAGCCAUCGAGAAAGCGGUGAAGGACGCAGUUCACAAUGUGGACCCACAGCUGCUGGCCAUGGCGUGUGGUUCGUACCGCAGGGGCAGGAGCACAUGUGGAGACGUGGACGUUCUCAUCACUCACCCGGAUGGACAAUCACACAAGGGGGUUUUCAGCAAAGUAUUGCAUCUCCUUCAUCAGAGUGGUUUCCUGACUGAUGACCUUGUUAGCCACGAGGAGAAUGGUGAGCAGAAGAAGUACAUGGGCAUCUGCCGGCUUCCAGGUCCUUCACAGCUCCACAGAAGACUUGACAUCAUAGUAGUGCCCUAUUCAGAAUUUGCAUGUGCUCUUUUAUACUUCACUGGCUCCGCCCACUUCAACCGGUCAAUGAGGGCAUUGGCUAAGACCAAAAACAUGAGCCUAUCAGAGCACUCGCUAAACUGUGCUGUUGUUCGGCAGCGUGGUGUGAAAUUGGUUGCGGGAACUCCUUUACACACGCCAACAGAGAAGAAUGUUUUCCAACACCUGGGCAUACCUUACAGAGAACCACACGAGAGAGACUGGUGAUGAUGAGGCAAGAUUUACUCAGUUUGCAUAUGACUGCAAGUUUUACAUCUCAUGUCAUAAUUUUUUUUUUUAUGAAAUCAUAUUUGUUUUUUUUUUAAGUGGGUGAAUACUAAGGGUUAUUUACCAUAGAGAUUAAUUGAAUUAGAAUGUUAUAUGGUAAUGAAUGGAAUCUGUGUUUUUAAAAUAACAUUGUUGUAUGAUUAAUGCUGC
This is a messenger RNA of Danio aesculapii, 1988 nucleotides long. It is a transcript of the gene poll, whose product is annotated as polymerase (DNA directed), lambda. The transcript has 9 exons. Bases 78 to 1778 code for a protein of 566 amino acids. Gene Ontology annotation, molecular function: DNA-directed DNA polymerase activity; DNA binding. NCBI's taxonomy places the organism in Eukaryota, Metazoa, Chordata, Actinopteri, Cypriniformes, Danionidae. Gene Ontology annotation, biological process: double-strand break repair via nonhomologous end joining. Gene Ontology annotation, cellular component: nucleus. The record is from RefSeq and is a predicted model, not a curated record.